UUGGAAGUCUUCAAUGUUUGAAGAUGAAAACAGUCCGUAGAAAUUGAAACUAUAAAAAGAAUUUUUAAGAAAUUUACAAAUAGAAAUAGAAAUACUUCUAGAAUGUCGCUUACAGAGGCAGAUUUAUCGAAAAUGAAGGUGGCUGAACUGAAGGCAGAAUUGAAAAAACUUGGCCUGUCGACAUCUGGACAGAAAACGGAACUUGUAAAUCGGCUGAAUGAGGCAUUGCAAGCAGCUGGUGAGGAAGACAUCGGUGUUGAAGAUGAGGGAGAUGAAGUUUUGCAAGAUGAAGAGGAAAUAAUUUUAUCAGAGGACCAGGGCACAGCAAUUCAAAGCCAGUCAAAAGUGGCUGACACUGAAGAAGAUGUUGAGGAUGAUGCACAGACAGAAGAGGCAGAAAACAAGAAACCGGAGACCAAAGUAGUCGUGACUAGUUUGUCAGAGGAAGAUAGGUUGAAGAAGAGAGCAGAAAGAUUUGGAGCAACAAAUGAUGAUCUGAAAAAGAAGACUAGAGCUGAAAGGUUUGGACUGCCUGUUCCACCGAGUAAUGGAAAAAUCACAUCCGAUGUUGCAACAGAUGUUACCAAACUGAAGCAGCGGGCCGAGAGAUUCGGAACAGUUGUAGCACCUGUCCUGUCCAAGGUGGCAAAUUCUGACAAAUUGAAGGAGAGAGCAGAAAGAUUUGGAGCGGUGGUUGCACCUGGAUUGUCCAAGUCCGUCGAACAGGAACGUCUUCUAAAGAGGAAAGAACGAUUUGGGGUCAGUGUGGGGACAGUUUCAUCAGAUGGUAACCUGGAGGCCAAGAAACAAAAGAGGGCUGAGAGAUUUGGACUGACAUAGCCAUUUUUUAUGCGUAACCAUAUUCAUGAGAAGACAGAGCCACUGCAUCAGUACCGUUAACAGACAAUGGAGCGAGAUUUAAUGGCUGCUAAUCAUACCAUGAUUUUAUAGAACAUUCAAAGGGGAAAUCUCAUUAUUCAACAUCAUCUUUCCAUUUUAUUUUAUUUUUUGUGAAGUGACUUUUGUCAUACUGAUAUGAAAACUAUAAGAACCCGAACCGAACUCUCCAGACUUGAACUUUGAACUCUGCUUAUUAUAUAUGUAUAUCAAUUCUUCACAGAAUUAAUUUCAAAAUGAAAAUGUUCAUAAUACAUAUAUACGCCGGUUUCGAGAUGCGUCCAAGGUACUUCCCUUUGGAGAACUCUAGUGCAUGGUAAGGCGCGAAACAAUUUGUUUACAUGCGGGAGUGGGACAAAUAUUCAUCACUCCGUGAACGUACUCAGUAAAUUUCUCAUACGCUGUUUGGUCACCUGAAUUCAACUGAUAAACAAACUAAGUAAGUAAAAUGUGUUUAGGAAGUAAUUAAAUACAUGGAAUUCUUAUCAUACCACUGAUUCCGUUGGUCUUAAGUACCAUAUCUAAGACAUUUGCAAAUAUGACAUUGUUUUUAUGUUUCCACUUUAGUAAAACAUUUCUUUCGAUAGCAUUUUGUAUUCCUCAUAUUUACAUAUUUAAAGAGAAGUCCACUUUUGAUACAUUUCAUUGUCUUCCUAUCUGACUGUAGGUCCACUCUGUCCCACUUUGGCAUUCAAAUCCCACUAAAUGCACCUCCUACACAGAAGAGUUUGUAUUUCAAAACUGGCGUAUUGAUUGUGUAGUAAUUGUACAUAAAACUCCUUACAACACGAACGCAGAACUGUCCAUUUUCAGUGGUAUUUGUCAUACAAUUGUGUCGUUAUGAUUUUGAUUCUGGUGUUCAAAUGUGACAUUUUACCUCAUUAGUUUUAUGGAAAUAAAGAAAUUUGAUUAUGAUGUGUAAAAGAC
Messenger RNA from Ostrea edulis (European flat oyster), 1824 nucleotides. Its product is annotated as SAP domain-containing ribonucleoprotein-like. The record is from RefSeq and is a predicted model, not a curated record. Gene Ontology annotation, biological process: poly(A)+ mRNA export from nucleus. The coding region runs from base 103 to 840 and encodes 245 amino acids. Gene Ontology annotation, cellular component: nucleus. The transcript is spliced from 11 exons. NCBI's taxonomy places the organism in Eukaryota, Metazoa, Mollusca, Bivalvia, Ostreida, Ostreidae.